Molecule: messenger RNA, 901 nt
Organism: Myripristis murdjan (pinecone soldierfish)
Lineage: Eukaryota; Metazoa; Chordata; Actinopteri; Holocentriformes; Holocentridae
Gene: rilpl2
Product: Rab interacting lysosomal protein-like 2
Exons: 4
Coding region: 172-768 (198 amino acids)
Biological process (GO): cilium assembly
Cellular component (GO): cytoplasm; ciliary basal body
Molecular function (GO): small GTPase binding; dynein light intermediate chain binding; protein dimerization activity
Source: RefSeq, a predicted model, not a curated record
GGCGGAGUCGGGAUGGGGGAAGUGGACUGUCUCUCGAAGUGAAACAGUUGUUCAUCCUCCACUAAUAAAAGUUGUGUAAAACAUUUACAAGAGGGAAGAAAGUGAUAUUAGGACACUUUAAACUGAAGGUGGUGGACAAAGGACGACUAAUCUGGGUGUUUGCGUGCUGUCAUGGAGGUGCGUGAGGAGGCUUCACCCGCUUUAGCUUUCGAGAAGGACGCGUUUCAACUCACGGUGGAAGAUGUGUAUGACAUUUCCUACGUGAUCGGCCGAGAUUUGCUGAAAAUUAGCAGCACAGGUGAGGAAGUGUCGGAUUUACAGUUCAGGAUCGUCCGCGUUUUGGAGAUGUUUGAGACCCUGGUGAAUAAGUACAACUUGUCCCUGGAGGAGCUGAAAAUGGAGCGGGACAACUUGAAGAGCGAACUGGACAGGAUCAUCAAGGAGAGCUCCACAGGCCAGGGCACGCAAACAGCGGGGCCAAACCAGUUGGUGGUCGACUUGAAGGACCCCAACAGACCACGCUUCACCAUGCAGGAGCUGAAGGAGGUCCUGCAGGAGAGGAACCAGCUCAAGGCUCAGCUCAUGGUCGCUCAAGAGGAGCUGCAGCUUUAUAAGAGUGGGAUUCUGCCACAGGCUGAGCCAGCCAUGGUAGAAGUGGACCUGGAGCCUCCUCCCUCUGCAGACCACAUUCCUGCCACAACAGACGAGGUAAAAGAGGAGAAAACAGCCAUCAGCAAACUGUUUUCAUUCAGGAGAAAAAGAGAAUAACCUGUGACAAGAACCGCUCAAGUCAUUAUCACAGGAGCCAAUCAGGAUCUCUAUGCACAUUUUUCUCAUUGCUUAACCACUUUUAUAUUGAACUUUCUUUUUCUUUUUUUUUUUUUUACAAAGUCUGAAAUUU